This is a messenger RNA of Linum trigynum, 2992 nucleotides long. Lineage: Eukaryota; Viridiplantae; Streptophyta; Magnoliopsida; Malpighiales; Linaceae. The record is from the annotation of a GenBank genome assembly.
CUCGCUACACUUGGAUUUACUUCCAGCGCCUCAAGUCUGAUCUUUUACCAAUAUCCAUUGAAUUUUUACAAAUGAUCAAGACUUAGUUUGAUAGAACUGUUCGUGUAGUCUGGUCAGAUCCUGGUGGUUGAGUUUAGUUCUUCCCCAUUGCUUAACUUGUAUUAAUCUCAUGGAAUUCUCACCCAUAAAUCGUGUCCAAGUGUCUAUCAGUAAAAUGGUUUAGUCGAGCGUAAAAACUGUAAUGUCGUAGAGAUUACUGGUGCUCUCCUUCUUUCUUCCCACAUCCCAUCCUUUUUUUGGCCCGAAACAGUUCACUAUUGUUCGAUUGAUUAAUUACCAGAUCACUCCCAUUCUCGGUCAGUCGAGUCCUCAUUUUAAACUGUUUGGCACACAUCCCCAUACUCUAGACUACGUGUUUUUGGCUUUCUUUGCUUUGUUUUGCUUCCCCGAUCCGAACGUACUAAAUUGUCUUCAAAAAUUACUCGUUGUGCCUUCCUUGGUUGUAGUGAUGUCUCUAAGGGUUAUCUUUGCUAUGAUCCUGAACUUCGGCGUAUUCGUACAGCCUGCAAUGUGGUUUUUAUGGAAAAUCUUAUGUUCUACUCUUCCUCAUCCACUACCAAUCCUUUGUUUAACACCUCCUUGGGUCUUCCGUCCUUCGACACUGACGAUGAUAUGGAUGAUGCUCUCCCUGGCUUCGACCACCCCCCUGAUGACACCCUGCCUCCCUCCACAUCGCCGCCACCGCCUCCUUCUCCACCGCUGGUUCGUUGUUCCAUGCGCUCUACUCAGGGCAUUCCUCCACCUCGCCACCGGGAUUAUGUUACUUAUGAAGUGGAUUCUUACUUUAUUCCCACUCGGUAUCCUCAGGCAAAGGAUGACCCGAAUUGGAAUCGUGCUAUGACGGAAGAGGUUACUACACUUCGUGCAAAUGAGACCUGGGUCGUGGUUCCUCGCCCCGUUGAUCGGCCAGUAGUGGGAUCCCGCUGGUUUACACGCUGAAGUUCCUCCUAGAUGGUACCUUGGAGCGUCAUAAAGCGCGGGUUGUCGCGUAGGGCUUCAUUCAGAAGUUUGGUGUGGAUUUCGAGACCUUUGCACCGAUCGCGAAGAUGGUGUCCGUUCGGACUCUUCUUGUUGUGGCCUCCUAUCGUGGUUGGCCUCUCUACCAGCUGGAUGUCAAGAAUGCCUUCCUCAUGGUUACAUUCUUGACACCGAUAUUCCCGAUACGAUAUGUCUCCUUCGGUGCUCUCUCUAUGGUCUCAAGCAGGCCCCGCGUGCAUGGUUUGAUAAGUUCCAGUUGACGGUUCUGGGUCUGGGUUUUUAACAGAGUCAGAAUGACCCCUCUCUCUUUACUCGCAAGUCUGCUCGUGGUAUUGCUAUUCUGAUAUUAUAUGUCGAUGACAUGAUUGUUAGUGGUGAUGAUGAAGCAAGCAUUGUGGCGCUUACUAAGGGGUUACAUGCUUCCUUCACCCUGAAGGAACUGGUUCUCUCUCCUAUUUCUUGUGCUUGGAAGUCACUCGUUCGCGGGAUGGUAUUCUUCUCAGUCAGAAGAAGUAUAUUGAUGAUCUUCUUGAGUCGACUCGUUUUGGUGAUUGCAUACCAGUCUCUACUUCGAUGGAGCUUAAUGUUAAGCUGGGAAGGAGACAGGUGACUUACUGCCGAAUGGUGGUAAGCAUAUCGUAGUAUUGUUGGCAGUCUUAUAUAUCUUACCUCGACUCGUCCUGAUAUUUCUUAUGCGGUCCAGAUAGUUAGUCAGUUCAUGUCGGCUCCUCGUACAUCUCAUUUAGCUGCAGUUCAUCGCCUACUUCGUUAUCUUAAGGGUACUAGAGGUGUUGGUUUAUUUCUCCCUGCUACUGGCUCCUGUGUUCUUCGAGCAUUCUCGAAUUCUGACUAUGUAGGUUGUAUUGACACUCGUCGUUCCACAACGGGUUGGUGUGUUCGUCUGGGUGGUUCGUGUAUUUCAUGAAGGUGCAAGAAGCAGGAUCAGGUUUCCAAGUCUUCCACCGAAGCUGAAUACCGUGCUAUAUCUGAUGUGGUUUCUGAGUUAGAAUGGCUUCGGAGAUUACUUGCUGAUUUUGGUGUUAUGUGUGAGAUUCCUAUGGAGCUAUAUGUUGAUAACACCAGUGCUAUUUGGAUUGCGACUAAUACGGUACUUCAUGAUCGUACGAAGCACAUUGAGGUUCAUCUUCACUAUAUUCGUGACUUGGUUCAAGAUGGGAUUAUGCGCCUCUUCUAUGUCAAGUCCGGAGAUCAGAUUGCAGACCUCUUGACUAAGGCCUUCACUGCUAGCCGCCAUUCCUAUAUAUCUGGCAAAUUGAUGAUGCGAGACCCUCAUCAAUUUGGGGGAGGCUGUUGAGUUAUGUAAAUGGGCUUUAUCCCAUAUGUUUAGCGUACAUAGCAUAGAAGGCUUUAGUCAAGCCCUAUGCCAACCUCUUCCCUCUCGACUAGGGUUAUAGUACUCUAUUUAUUGUAACCUGUAACCUGAUGUUGAAGUUAAGUUAAUAUGAGUUUAUAGCUUCGACCGUGGACUAGUCUUGAUCACACCGAUCAAGGAAACUACGUAAAUCUCUGUCUCCGUUUCGAUUAUGCUUCUAGCUAUUUUAGUUUCGGUUUCUAACACCAAGCACAACAAGAUCGCCAUCAGUCACAAAAACCAAAGAAACAAACACUACUAGUGUGCAAGGUUCGCGCUAUCGACUGUAGGAGACGUCGUAGAGGCGUGGUUUUUCAGGGUUCUGACUUUUUAUCACAUUUGAGAAUUUGGGUUGAGAGUUGUUUGCAAUAAGCGAGAAUUGGUAUGCUUGAAAUUGCUAGUUUGGUUGGCCUUGAAACUUGUGACUUAUUUCCUUACCCAAAACCCAAAACAAAGUGGGUAUAUUAGUAGGCGGUUAUCGACUUUCUUAUCAAUUAACCACUAAUCAAUUAGUUGGAUAGUGGUUAACCACUAAACCACAUCAAAUUAUUGAGUCCAAACCAUUAAAAUUUAUCAGUUAUU